This is a messenger RNA of Daldinia childiae, 690 nucleotides long. Its product is annotated as Imidazoleglycerol-phosphate dehydratase. Gene Ontology annotation, molecular function: imidazoleglycerol-phosphate dehydratase activity. The transcript has 2 exons. Lineage: Eukaryota; Fungi; Ascomycota; Sordariomycetes; Xylariales; Hypoxylaceae. Bases 1 to 690 code for a protein of 229 amino acids. The record is from RefSeq and is a predicted model, not a curated record. Gene Ontology annotation, biological process: L-histidine biosynthetic process.
AUGGGUUCCGAGAAAGCUACCCCGCGAUGGGCAGCGUUUACCCGCGACACCAACGAGACCAAGAUUCAGCUGGCUCUGAACCUCGAUGGCGGGGCAUUUCCUGAACAUACCGACCCUCGCCUACUAACGUCCGUCGCCGAGGGCCAUGCCAGCCAGUCGAGCAAAUCGCAAUCCAUCAGCGUAAACACAGGCAUCGGUUUCCUCGAUCACAUGCUCCACGCCCUGGCCAAGCACGCCGGCUGGAGCUUAGCCCUGGCGUGCAAGGGCGACCUCCAUAUCGACGACCAUCACACCGCAGAGGACGUGUGCAUAGCGCUUGGAUACGCCUUCGCGAACGCGCUGGGCAGCGCCACGGGCCUAGCACGCUUUGGCUCGGCGUAUGCGCCGCUUGACGAGGCGCUCUCGCGCGCCGUCAUCGACCUAUCGAACCGGCCGUAUAGCGUCGUUGAGCUCGGUCUCAGGCGCGAGAAAAUCGGCGACUUAAGCACCGAGAUGAUCCCGCAUUGUCUACAGAGCUUCGCCCAGGGCGCCCGCGUUACCCUACACGUCGACUGUCUGCGGGGCGAGAACGAUCACCAUCGUGCCGAGAGCGCUUUCAAGGCCCUUGCUGUUGCCAUCAAGCAGGCUACUACUAGGAUACCUGGGAAGGAGGGCGAGGUGCCAAGUACGAAGGGAACUUUGAGCGUAUAG